CCUUCGUCGUCGUCGUCGUCAGAGGAUCUUCUUAGUUUUCUCUCGUUUGUCGAUUUGCGUCAAUCGUUUCGUAAUCUGUUACCAAAUCUCGAAAUCGUUUGCUCUCUGCUUCUUCUCGACUCGACGUCACUGUUUCUAACCGGCUUUAGAUAAUGUCCGGCUCAACUUCUUCACUCGGGGCUCCUUGUGCCUAUAGCAAUCACGAGCUCGAGGAACUUCGCUCCAAACACGAGCACCUUGAAAGGUUGGAGCAAUUGAUUAUGGAAGAGCUAAAGACAGAACAACGGACUCCGAUGGAGAAAUUGUUGCAAGGCCACCGUCUCCGGAGACUGACCGAUUCUAUCAUACUUAAGACUCGGGAACUUGUUCAAACCGAUGAAAAGGAGGAUCUUGAUGCAGUUUUAUCUGCAAUUUUGUCUCGACUGGAACAGUCCUAUGACAAGAAGGAUGGGGAGAUUAAAUAUGCAAUAGCUCCGCAUGGUGACCCGACUGCAACGUUUACGAAUUUGUCUGAUGCAUUUUUUUCUCGACUGGAAGAGCUACAUGAAUAUCAUAGAAUUCAUCCUUCUGAAUGCCUUGCUGAUGCUCAUGAAGCACUCCUCAAGGAUGAACCAGUAAUUGGGUUCAGUGUAGAGGAAUGCUCUGGUCGGUUCUUGGACUUGCAUGAUAUGUAUAACAAAUACAUCAGCUCUGAUUUUGGGGAAAGAGUUGAAUAUUCUGCUUAUCUUGAUGUUUUUUCCCAACCAGAUAAAAUACCGCGUAAACUUAAGCUGUCGAGGCAAUACGCAGAGUAUAUGGAAGCUCUGCUAGAGUAUUUAAUUUACUUUUUCCAAGGAACUGAGCCGCUGCAAGAUUUGGACAGAAUACUCCACAAGGUUGAAACUGAUUUUGAAGAGCAGUAUGCAGAGGGGAAAGUGAAAGGCGGGGAGAACCACCAUGACCAGGAACAUGAGCCUAAUCCAUCUCAUCCUGCUGUUGUGGAUCUUGAUUGCUAUACCAGAGUUGAGGAACUGGUAGAUGUGGAGCUUGAAAAGCUAACGAAGGCGUUGGUGGCAUUGGGACUGAGCACUAGUGGUACUCAGCAGCAGUGUGCUGAGAGACUUUUCCUGACGAAGCAAGCGCGACUGGAAAAGAAACAUUCGCUAAUGGAGGCCAAAAUGAAGAAACUCUGCGAUUUACUUGAUGAGGCAAUCGAGAGGACAAAACAAAACGUAGAAAAGAAGAGAAAGGCUUUGACAUUUGAAGUGAUGGAGGAAGAGGAAGCUCAUACAGAGUCAGAAAGUGUAGCAAUGGGUUGGGAUGGGAAGCCAAUACCAUACUGGCUCUACAAACUCGGCCUUGGCCAGGAAUAUAAAUGUGAGAUUUGUGGAAACUAUAGCUAUGGGGGAAAAAGGGCUUUUGAGAGACAUUUUGAAGAAUGGCGUCACGCACGCGGAUUGCUUCGUUUGGGAAUCAAAGGGAAGGUCAACAGAAUCACUUUGGUUGAGGAAGCAAAAGAUCUGUGGAAUACGUUACCAGAGAGUCAAAAAGUGCGGCUCCGGGCUGACGGGAAUCUCAGACCACUUCCUCGUUUGAAGGAUCAGGAAAUCAAAGAGAGCAAUCCACGUCAAGCUCCAACGGGUGUAGCAAUUCCACCUCCAGAUAUCAAAACUAUGGUAGAGAGAACUGCAUUUUUCCUGGCAAGAGAAGGGUUGGAGACUGAGAGGAAGGUCACAGACAAAUAUGAGAAUGAAGCAAUAUUCAGCUUUUUGAAUAGCUCUGAUCCUUAUCACGCGUUUUACCAGCAUAGGCUUACUGAGUACCGUGCUCAGAAUCAAGAUGGAGCUCAGGCUACUGGUUCAGAUGCUACACCAACUACGAAUCCAGGAUAUGGUGAUUCACGGACCUUUCUUCCAGCAGAAUUCAUGGUUCCUCCUCCGCCCCUAGAAUCUCACAAGUUUGCGUAUAGACUUCCUGUAGGGAUGACGCCUGAGGAGCUUGAUAUUAUUAAGCUCACGGCGCAGUUUUUGGCGCGGUAUGGGAACGUGUUUUGGGAGGGUUUCAAGAAAAGUGUGAGUAUGGAUCCUCAGUUUGAGUUUAUUAGGAAUCCAACUGAUGGCAGGUUCACUCUUUUCAGUGGACUUGUUCAAGCGUACGGGGAAGUUUUAUGUCCUCAAAUCUUGAAAGAAAAGCUGAGAAAGAAGGCGGCCGCUGAUAUGGAGACCAUUCUUGAGAACUGUUUCCAUCGUGUUCAAUGGGAUCGUUCCAGAAGGAGCAUUGGGAGAAGAAACGGAAGGAGCAUGGGGAGAAAGAAAGUGGCAAGCGAGAGGAGAAGGAUACGGAUCCAGGAUUUGCACAUUUUUUAGUGAUGAAGCAAUUUGCUCUUCGUCCACCAAAAUCAUUAGAGCCAAAGAGACAAACGUGUGACGAGUCAGCCCUUGUUCCGGAAGACGAGUUUCUUGCUCAACAUCCGGGUUGGGGUAGAGUCAGGAUUUCUGCUCCCCACGCCUUAGAUGCAUACAUGGAGGUCAUGGUGCCGUCGUUAUUGGAAAACGUGGCACGUUUGAAAGAGAAAAUAGCUGUGAUCCUCAGAAUUCCAGCAAGCAAACAGACGUUGAGUGGGAAAGCUGGCGUUUUAAAGGACGAUAUGUCACUUGCAUAUUACAAUGUGGGAGCACAAGAAGUCUUAACUUUGUGUUGGGAAUUGUGAAUUAACGCUUGCUGGUGGAUGAAGCUUUUAUAAACUUGGUGGCCAAAUAUACGAAACGAUUAUUACUGAUUUUAAAAUUUUGUUUUGGCUCUGUAAAUCUUUAAAAUUAGAAACCUUUGAUAUGUGGAAAAAAUCUUUCCCUUC
Molecule: messenger RNA, 2833 nt
Organism: Camelina sativa (false flax)
Lineage: Eukaryota; Viridiplantae; Streptophyta; Magnoliopsida; Brassicales; Brassicaceae
Product: splicing factor SF3a60 homolog
Biological process (GO): regulation of alternative mRNA splicing, via spliceosome; mRNA cis splicing, via spliceosome
Cellular component (GO): nucleus; U2-type prespliceosome; U2 snRNP
Molecular function (GO): RNA binding; zinc ion binding
Source: RefSeq, a predicted model, not a curated record